AUGUCCGGCCGGAGCGCCUACGUGCGCAAGAAGAUCACACAAAACGAAAAGGAAAAGGCAAGAGCCAGGUCAAAUACUGGUGGCGUUGUGGGAGAACAUGACGACUUCUCCAUCCCCGAGUUCCCCUUGCCGCAGACGGGCGCGUCAUUGCCUGUCGGCACCGGCAUCGGUACGACCAACGCGCGUUUCCUCAAGUUCUCGGAACCACCCCGCGAUGUCAAGCCCGGUACCCCGAGCAUAGGGAGCGGCAGCGGGAGCAGCGAGGGCGGCCGACGCGAUGCGGCCUCCGGCCCGCUCGACGACUUCGCCUACGCCCGGGCUCGGAGACCCACCAUCAAGACGGAAGACGUGUCCGGCAUCGAGAGGUCGGGCCUCCGGAGCAGGCUGGACAAGAAAAGCGAGGACGUCAGGAGGGGGCUGGCCAAGACCUUCACCUUCAAGCGCAAGGACAAGGAACCCGAGUUCCGCCCCGAGUCCGUGGCCACCGUGCGGCCCGGCCAGCACCAGACCUCCGGCCCGAUAUCCCCGUCCGAGGAAUACACCUACGAACAGUUCAACGUCGAGUCCAUGCAGCAGAUGCAAAUGCAGAUGCAGAUGCAGAUGCAGAUGCAACAGAUGCAGCAGAUGCAACAAAUGCAACAGAUGCGCCACCAGGACGUCGACCUACCCACCUCACCACCACCCGCAUCCAAGCUGCCCCCCGUACCGACAACGCCGCCCAUCAAGCGGUGGAUCGGCGCCGGGAGGCCGGUCCAGAGAUGGAACAAGCUGCGCAAGGACCCCGAGCUCUGGGACCCCAACGGCGACGUCCUCGUCUUCUUCGGCCACAAGGGUCAGGCACCGCGCCCGAACCCGUCCUUCAGGCUGUCGUCACAUAUCAUCGAAGCGACCGAAUCGAGAUAUCUCAUCACGCUCCUCCGCGAGGGGACGACCGAGGAGGACAUUUACAUGCCGCCCUCGCCUCAGGGCGCCCCGCCCAUGCUGCGUCCGCACAUGCGCGGAGGCCAGCCGACACCGCCCAUCUCGGAAGACCUCGGCGAGGCCGACGGACAGAUCUCCUACGAGAUGUACUUCCCAACACCCGCCAACAUGACCAAGACGGAGCAGCUCCGAACCCACAUCACGACGAGAAACAUUUUCGCCCUGCUCUACCAUGCCUCCCUCGUCGGCCUGUCGCUCCACCAAGCCCUUUCCGACCUCCACAUGCGGCUGGACGCCUACAUGCCCCCGGACUCGGACAACGUCGGCAUGAUCCUGAACUACCUGUCCGCCCGCGGCAUCGACGACGUCCGCAACGACCCGGAGACGGCCGUGAGCUUGCUGGCGUGGUCCGAGGGUUCCGCCGUCCGGUGGGAGGAGGGGUGGCGCGAGAGCUUCCUGCACUGCGCCGGCAUGUACAGCCAGCUGGAGCAGUGCGCCGACUUCAAGGAACUCACCCCCAUCACCCGCGCCUUGCUGGAGCGGGCUUGUCUGGAAACCCAGCUCCGCGUCCAGGCGGCCGAGGAACGGCUAUCCGAGUUCCAGUACGGCGACAUGUGGCCGGCCGGCGUCGGUGGGCCGGCCAAGGCGGCGGCGGACCGGCUGCAAAAGUUCCUCAUGAACCACUACGUGCGGGCCCAGGGGUCGUGGCCCCCGGCGCAGACCGCGGGACUGCCUGACACGGAUGGCGAAGACAUCUGGCUGACGAGGAACGUGGCCCAGUCGCUACAAAGGGACUUUGGCGCGCUGUACGACUACCUCGUGAACCGCGACAUUGUCUGGGACAUGUCGGAGGCGCGGUCGGGACGCAAGUGGAUGAUGCAGAGCGAGAAGGACAAGGGCUUCGACGCCGACGUGGACAUCCCCAUGACGGAUAUGCUCGUCGAGUACGACAACAAGCUGCGCUUCCCGCACAUCCCACACCCGUACCCUCUGGUGCCUGAGUCGAUCCCCCCGGCGCCGACGGCCAAGGAGAACUCCAUGUUCAAGAAGAAGAACGGCGCAGCGGCGGCGGCAGCCAACAAUGGAGGCCGCGCCGGCGCGCUGGAACGGCGGGUGCAGCUGGCGUACACUGAGGCCACCAACAUUUACAUCCUGGGGUCGGACUUUAUGCAGUCGGACCUCAUCGACGCGUUUGUCAAGUUCGAGAAGAGCGACGGCAUCACCGAGGUGGACCCGGCCGUGGCCAGGCGGGGACGGUGGGUCCUGAUCUACGGCAUCCUGCAGACGCUGGCCAGCGUCUCGGUCGACGCGCCCAACGUGCGGUACCGCGACGACGUGCCGUACCACCUGUCCCCGCGCCUGAAGGGCACCAGGGUGCCACCCUGGAAGGGGUCGAGCGCGCACGACGAAGCCUCGCACGAGCUGUCGCACUGCUGGACGGCACCGCACUCGUGGAACACGCCGAACAACAGCGGGGCCGACAGCUCGGGCGGAUCGGGCGACGACAACAGCCCCGUCCACGGGCUCGCCCGUCCGCACGGGUACCCGCGCGGGCCGCCCUCGACAACCUCGCGGGGCUCGGGAUACCAAACGACGAUCGGCACCCGGUCGGUCUACUCGGCGGGGUCUGCGCCGCCCUUCGGCUCGGGGUACAGCGUCGUCAGCGAGAGCGACACGGCGAGCAGCGUGCGCACGCCGGCCUCGAGCCGGGCGGGAAGCAACAUGCGGCGAGUGCGGUCUCGGGACAACGUCAAGGGGGCGGCGGCGGUGGGCAGUGGGCCGGGCAGCAUGCGGAGCGCGGCGACGUUUGGGGGCACGGAGCGUGGCGGCGAGGGCAUGGAGUUGCCGGUUCGCCGGCGGGACGUUGGCGCGCACAACGACGCGAACAGCUCCCACGGAGGCUACGCGCGGUCCAACGCAUCGAACGCGGACCCGUCGCUGCCUCUCCCGGGUGGCAUCACGGGAUCGGGAGGGUUCCUUGCGCUCGACGACAUGGUGGAGAGGCGGAGCGCACGGAGCGGUCACGGUCGACGGAUGCGGGAAGGAGCCGGCUCCGAGGCGGACAGUACAGCGCCGCGAAUCCGGGACUUUGACCUGGAUGUCAUCGACGACCACGAGCCCUGA
Colletotrichum higginsianum IMI 349063 is the source of this 3045-nucleotide messenger RNA. Its product is annotated as Choriogenin Hminor. Lineage: Eukaryota; Fungi; Ascomycota; Sordariomycetes; Glomerellales; Glomerellaceae. Bases 1 to 3045 code for a protein of 1014 amino acids. The record is from RefSeq and is a predicted model, not a curated record. The transcript has a single exon.